Haplochromis burtoni (Burton's mouthbrooder) is the source of this 4340-nucleotide messenger RNA. RefSeq names its product cysteine sulfinic acid decarboxylase (gene csad). The coding region runs from base 2439 to 3926 and encodes 495 amino acids. Gene Ontology annotation, cellular component: cytoplasm. The transcript has 17 exons. The record is from RefSeq and is a predicted model, not a curated record. Gene Ontology annotation, biological process: carboxylic acid metabolic process. Gene Ontology annotation, molecular function: sulfinoalanine decarboxylase activity; pyridoxal phosphate binding. Lineage: Eukaryota; Metazoa; Chordata; Actinopteri; Cichliformes; Cichlidae.
GAAUAACCGGAAAUGAUUUGACCGGAUAAAAUAAGGAAGGAAAAGCAGCGGGAGAAAAGAAGCGAUGGUGAACUUGUGACGCGUCUCCUGUUUGUCGGCUAAAAGCUGCGUUUGUUUACCAUCUGUGUUAUUGGGGCUGUUGCAUUAAAUGGAGUUGAUUUAAAUCAGUCAUGGCUGAGGAAUCAGGAGAGGAAAUCCAGCUACUCAGAAGUCAGAAGCCAAAGCUUAUAGAAAUCCUAAGUGCCGAUCCUGACUUUGUACUCCAGCAUGCAGAUGCUCGCCGUCUGCUGCCUCUUCACGCCUACCAGCACGUGAAAUCUUGCCGCACUCCUAGUGAAAAAGUGACAGAGCUUUUGGAUCACGUCAUACAGAGAGGUCCCGAAGCAGCAAAAGAACUACUGGAGCUUUUCAAGGAUAACGCCUUGCAAGAAACCUUCCCAAGGCUUGACUUUAUUAACAAACUGAAAGUCAACACACGGUCCUCGGGGGGGAAAGAAACCUCAGAAAAAAGAAAACAAGCGCCUGAGAUACCAGAUGUCAUUCCAAACAAAAGGAUCUGCAACAAUGGCUCUGGCAUGGUGAGUGAGAAACAGCUGAUGUCUGUGGCCCGUACCAUCGGCAAAUCUUGGAGGGCGAUUGGCAGAGAAGCUCUGGAAAUCUCAUCUGUAAAACUGGAGCAAAUCGAAGAGGACCAUAAUCUCCAUGUGGAGCGAGUCUUUGCCAUGCUGCGUCACUGGCGUAACUCACAGAGGGAAAAAGCCACACCCACUCAACUGCAUUCACUUCUCAGUCAGGGAGAGUGGAUGUUGCCACCUGAAAGCAUCGACUUCCUGUUGAAGACUGACUGAUUACUUGCUUGGAGUAUAAAGGAAAUGUUUUUACUGACAAGUCAGAUCAUAAAUAUCAGGGCUUAAACAAGAACAAGAUUUUAUUGUUUACUACUCUGCAUUUAGCACUACUGUACUUUAUACUGUACAUUUUUAAAUGAUGCAUUAACAAUUAUCGUAGGAAAGUCAUAGAAGUUUUGCCUCAUGAAAUCUCUUACAAGAGUUGCUUUUAUGUCUGUUUUCUGUUGUGGUAUCUGUAGUAUGAUUUUUAUUCACCUUUCAUUUGAGAAGAUAAUGAAAAGCAAGCUGUACUUACUUCAUUUGAACGGUAUUUUCUUUUUAUGUUGGGAUUAUUCAUCUUAGGGAUGAAGCUCAGCGGUCCACAUGAAGCAGCAGAGAAAAGAACAUUUUCAAAACUCUUUCAUGGAAAACAUCUGCAAAGGACAGAAGCAGGAGAACCUUAGUACCACUUGAAAUAACUCUUUGUAAUUGUUGUAUUACUCGUUCAACUGCCAUAAAAUAAACAAUAUUUUAUUUUUAAUUUUUUAACCAGUGUUUAAGAAUUGAGCCACUGCAAAUGGGGCACAGAUGACUGGACAGAAAAUGGUGUGAAAUCGAGUUGAAGGCUGAUAAACUGGUGUGUAAAUGUUUGGGGGUUUUUUGGUAUUUGAAUUUAAUCACCAGAGUAACCAGAUCAGCAAGUUCAGCCACAGACGAAAGCAUCACUGAAUGUCCCAGAAACAUAAGAGACUAUAUAAAUCCUUUUCUUUUUUUUGCUUUUUUUUACCCCUCAGCCAUAAAAGAAUGAUGGGGUAAUGCUGUCACCCCACUGGUACGUGUUGAUUACAUCAGUUACAUUUUUCUCAGUGCUGGCUGACAUUUGCAUUGACGAACAGUUGAACGGGUGUACCUAUUGAGGUGGCUGAUGACCGUACAUUCAUCCUUGACUAGCUGCAAACUUCUCCUAAACGUUAGCUGUUGCUGCUCAUUAAAAAGGUAAAUAAAUAAAAAUCACAGCUGGAAGAAGAAAAGAAGCCAUAACUGGGAACAAAGCAAUCCUAGGAGUUCUUUUCUGCAAAGCUAUGAAGGUUUUCUGUCUGAGCAAUCUGGGAAUCGCUUUGCUCCUGCAUUGAUGUUUCAUAGAGUUUCUGUAGAGGCUGACUUGUGUCUUUUAAGAUUCAUUCACCUUCUCAUGCAUAUCAGAGCAGAUAUACAGCCUCUAUUGCAUAACACUCCAUAACUCAUCACAGUAAAACGACUGCCUUUAACAAUGUUCACCCACAAGCUAAUCUGAUGCUCUUUGUUGUGAACUGAUGAGAAUCAUUUCAUGAAUCCACAAAAGUUUUAUCCAUUAAAGUGCUAUACAUGACUUAUGACUUACUAAAGCAUAUUGACCUUCUAAAAAUGAACUUUUGUGAGCCCAUAAAUCACAGUUGAGUGUAUGUGUGUGCCCCAUUGUCUUUUCUCAGCUCAGAUAACAUUAACUAGAAGUGUGGGACAAAGGUUGCCUCCCUCCCUCUCUUGCCACCUUACCUUUGCUUUGUAGCCAUUUUCUGCAGUCUGGUUUCAGAGCAGCACAAACCCGUCUCCAUUCUCAGCACAUAAGAGAUAAUGGAACAAGCUAGUCUCCGUGACCUGAAUGAGCCUCUCAUCGACCAUGCUGAAGGCCAGUUCUUCUUAAAUGAAGCCUUCAAAAUUAUUAUGGAGGAAGUGCUCUCCAAUGGCACAGAUGUCAAACAGAAGGUUUGUGAGUGGAAAGAGCCCGAGGAGCUGGCUCUGCUCCUGGAUUUGGGGGUGAGAGAGACAGGAGAGCCACGGGACAAGCUCCUCCAGAGAGUAAGAGAUGUUGCCAAGUACAGCGUCAAAACAAGUCACCCACAUUUUUUUAAUCAACAGUACGGUGGGGUGGACUAUCAUUCCUUGGCUGGAAGAUUCCUCACUGAGGCUCUCAACACUAAUCUCUUCACCUAUGAGGCAGCCCCAGUCUUUGUGCUGAUGGAGAACGAGGUCCUCAGGGGCCUACGUCAGCUGGUUGGUUGGACAGAGGGUGAUGGGAUUUUCUGUCCGGGGGGCUCAACCUCCAACAUGUAUGCCAUGAACCUCGCACGCUAUCAACGCUUCCCAGAGGUCAAAAGCCAAGGGGUGUGGGCUCUCCCACGGCUAAGCAUCUUUACAUCUCCAGAGAGCCAUUACUCUGUAAAGAAAGGCGCUGCAUUUCUGGGGAUUGGUUUGGACAACAUCAUCUUUGUGAAAGUGGACGACAGAGGUCGUCUGAUUCCAGAGGAUCUGGAUGAAAAAAUAGAGCUGUCCAAAUCUCAGGGUGCAGUCCCAUUUCUUGUAAGCUGCAUGUCAGGGACCACAGUGCAGGGUGUGUUUGACCCGCUGGAUCACAUAGCUGAUAUUUGUGAUAAACACAAGCUGUGGAUGCAUGUAGAUGCUUGCUGGGGAGGGAGCGUGCCUUUUUCUAAGAAACACAGACAUCUGAUGAAAGGAGUUGACAGAGCAAAUUCAGUAGCAUGGAAUCCCCACAAGAUGCUGGUGGCUGGCCUGCAGUGUUCUGCUUUACUCCUGAAGGACACCACGAAUUUGUUGAAACAGUGCCACAGUGCCAAUGCCACAUACCUCUUCCAGCAAGAUAAGUUCUACGAUGUGAACCUGGACAUUGGGGAUAAGUCUGUGCAGUGCAGCCGCAAGGUGGACUGUCUGAAGCUGUGGUUGAUGUGGAAAGCUGUUGGCUCCAUGGGCUUAGAAGAGCGUGUAGACAAGGCUUUUAUUCAUGCAAGAUAUCUGGUGGAGCAGAUGAAGAAAAGAGAGGGGUUCCAGCUUUUGAGCAUGCCAGAGUUUGUGAAUGUCUGCUUCUGGUUCAUACCACCGAGUUUGAGAGGGAAGGAAGGAACUGAAGAUUACCAGGAGAAACUGGCAAAAGUAGCUCCUGUCAUCAAGGAACGUAUGAUGAAGCAAGGCACUAUGAUGGUCGGCUACCAGCCUUUGGGAAACAAGGUCAACUUUUUCCGUGUGACUGUAUUCUCUCCCCUACUGUCCCAGAAAGACAUGGACUUCUUCCUUGAUGAAAUUGAAAGACUUGGAAAGGACCUGUGACAAAGCCCAUAAGUGAACACCUUGCCCUUCAGAAAAUGUGAUUGUGCGUUUAAUGCUGGUCAUUGUAAUUUUACAAAUAACAACAAACAAGUCAAAUUGUGUUCAUUUCAAUAUCUGAUUUCCUAGAUUCCAACAGCUGUUAAAUAAAUAAAUAAAGGUUACUUGGUAUUACAAACUUUAUAUCACCAUGUUCUUUAUUGUAAAGGAGUUUAAAACAUUUUUGGCAAAUGCCUACCCUUUACAUUUUAUACCUAACUAAUUACUGAUUUUUAUUAUUUUUUUAUUGAUUCCAAGAAAAAUGAUUGGGGGCUUUUGUUUUGUUUUUUGUUUUUACUCAGAAAAGCAGUUCAGGGUCACAAUGUCUUUCUGUAAGUGUAAUGUACAACAAACAAUAAAACAAAUCGUCACCUCUGA